GUUACAGGACUAGCACCACAUUCGUCAAAACAUGCAUGUAGCAAAUGUACUAGAGUCUUUUCAUGCUUUUCAGGAACUUCUAAACUUGAUUAUUCUAACUAUAUUCAAGAAGAUCCGCCAUUAACUAAUGCUGAACAUCGACGAAUAGCUUUACAGUACAAAGUUAGUGACUCAACAACCCAAAAAAAAUUAUUUCAGCAACAUGGAAUUCGAUGGACCUGUCUUUUAGAAUUACCAUAUAUCGAUAUUCCUAGAUUUACUACAAUUGACCCUAUGCACAAUAUAUUCUUAGGUACAAGUAAGCGUAUAGUGCAACAUGCAUGGAUGAAUGACAAUUUACCAAAACUUGGUAUUAAACAAUUGCGUGAAAUUCAAAUUCGAAUUGAUUCAAUUCCUUUACCAGUUGAUAUGGGACGUAUAAACUUUAAAAUUACCUCAGGUUUUGAUGCACUUACAGCUGAUCAAUGGAAAAUAUGGGUUCUGGUUUAUUCAACAUAUGUUUUACAUCAAUUUCUUGAUGAGGCUGAUCGGCGGUGUUGGCAAGCAUUUGUUACUGCAGUAUCGAUAUGGAGCCAGAGAAUUAUAACGGAAGCUGAAAUCGAAGCUG
This is a messenger RNA of Racocetra persica, 607 nucleotides long. The record is from the annotation of a GenBank genome assembly. Lineage: Eukaryota; Fungi; Glomeromycota; Glomeromycetes; Diversisporales; Gigasporaceae.